Messenger RNA from Medicago truncatula (barrel medic), 1449 nucleotides. RefSeq names its product photosynthetic NDH subunit of subcomplex B 2, chloroplastic. Gene Ontology annotation, molecular function: carbohydrate binding; glucose-6-phosphate 1-epimerase activity. Gene Ontology annotation, biological process: carbohydrate metabolic process. Gene Ontology annotation, cellular component: cytoplasm. The record is from RefSeq and is a predicted model, not a curated record. Lineage: Eukaryota; Viridiplantae; Streptophyta; Magnoliopsida; Fabales; Fabaceae. The transcript is spliced from 3 exons. Bases 195 to 1262 code for a protein of 355 amino acids.
GUCCUUUUUUGGCACUAUUAGAUUGAUCCAUCCAAGAGUAAACCAUGAGUUCAAUGCAAACAUGUCCUUCCACACAGAAUCAAUCACUUGACAACAUGAAUUUCCUUCUUUAGUACUGUGUUACAACUAGCAUUAGCAUGCUCAUAAUUUGUUUGUGUGGAACCUCUUAAAAAGUACCUUAUUACUUGUUCUCUAUGGCUUCUUUUCUUUCCCUAUCUCUUCCCAAACUAAACUUAAUAAAAGCCUCUUCAGCUGCUACAACUACAACACCUCUUUCAACUCCUGAGGCACUCAAUGAUAAAUUUGGAAGAAAAGGCAUCAAAUUCUUGGAGUCUAAUAGCAUUCCCAUUGUUGAGCUAACAGUUAGAAAUGGAAGCUCAUUGAGCUUAAGAUUACCUGAUGCUCAUGUAACAUCUUACAAACCAAAAGUGUUUUGGAAAGAUGAUGGACUUGAGGAACUUCUUUACACAAUUCCUGCCAAUGAAACUGGUCUUUACAAAGCCAAAGGUGGAAUUGGUUUGGUCUUGAAUGAAGUAUUACAACCUGGUGCAAAAGAGUUGCUUCCUUCAACUUUAGAAUGGACUGUAAAGGAUGUUGACUAUGAUGCCAUUGAUGCUCUACAGGUUGAAUUGAUCAGCACUAAUAGAUUUUUUGACAUGACUUAUAUUGUGUCCCUCUAUCCUGUGAGCAUGGCAACAGCAGUUAUAGUUAAGAACAAAUCUCCAAAACCUGUCACUCUAACCAAUGCUAUACUAAGCCAUUUUAGAUUUAAGAGAAGAGGUGGUGCGGCAAUUAAAGGUCUUCAAACCUGCUCAUACUGCUCACACCCUCCUCUUGAUUCCCCUUUUCAAAUCUUGACUCCAUCAGAAGCAAUGAAAUCCGAGUCUCAAAGGUUGAUUUCAUUUGGCGCUGAGCCUGAAAUGAAGCCAGGUUCAUGGACUCAACAAGGUGUUCCUAUUACUCUCCUCGAGAAUAAGAUGAGUAGAGUUUUUGCUGCACCUCCUAAAGAAAGAACAAAGGCUUUUUAUAACACACCACCUUCAAAAUAUGAAAUCAUUGAUCAGGGACGUGAGAUUUUCUACAGGGUGAUAAGAAUGGGAUUUGAGGAUAUUUAUGUGUCAAGCCCUGGUUCCAUGUCGGACAAAUAUGGGAGGGACUAUUUUGUAUGCACUGGUCCUGCUUCAAUAUUGGAGCCUGUGACUGUGAAUCCAGGUGAAGAAUUUAGAGGAGCACAAGUUAUUGAGCACGAUAAUCUCUCAUAAUCACAUUAAUUGACACGGUUAUUAGAAACCUUUCUUUUCACCCUUUCUUGCUCUCUUUUUUAUUUCAUGUUUCUACUUCAUAAGUUUUUUGUGUUUCUGAAGCAGGAUUUGCAUUGUUCUUCCUAUGUAUAUUUGUUUACUUGAUUUAUGUCCUAUAGUACAAUAAUAUCAAUAAAAUAGAUUACAA